This is a messenger RNA of Xenopus laevis (African clawed frog), 3228 nucleotides long. It is a transcript of the gene apba2.S, whose product is annotated as amyloid beta (A4) precursor protein-binding, family A, member 2 S homeolog. Gene Ontology annotation, biological process: chemical synaptic transmission. The record is from RefSeq and is a predicted model, not a curated record. Gene Ontology annotation, molecular function: amyloid-beta binding. Lineage: Eukaryota; Metazoa; Chordata; Amphibia; Anura; Pipidae. The transcript has 14 exons. Gene Ontology annotation, cellular component: cytoplasm; dendritic spine; plasma membrane. The coding region runs from base 306 to 2552 and encodes 748 amino acids.
CAUUCUUCUCCCUUUCUCCAUCACAUUUAGCCUAUGCAUGUUCCCAGGCGAUGAUCGGGGCUGGUCCAUGCUGCUUCCCGGGUUAAUUAGUAGUCUCAGCGUGUGGCUGGGAAGCAGGCACACAAAAGAGCUGUUUGCUGCCUGAGAAUCCUGAGCUUCCGCAGAGAAAGGGUGAACAGAGCAAGACACUGCAGAACAGAUACAUCUUGUUCUGGACAACAAAUUACUUAUUGUUCCAAACCACAGGACUCCUCAUAAAGGUAAGAGUAUUUGUCAAGAAAUAAUGGUCAUGUAAGUUGUUGAAUAUGGAAAAUCGUAAAUGUCAGAGCACAAUGGCCAGCAUAAUGGAUCAAAGGCCGAGGUCUUGUCCUCCUUCUCCUCAUGCCAUGGACCCUGGAAGUGAAGAAUCUGUUUAUGAAGAAGUUAUAGUCCCAGAUUUUGUUAACUCACGGAAGAGCAGACACAUGUCAAACACACAAGAAGACCAUGACUGUAAUGACAACAGUGGUGAUGGGGACUCUAGUUCUGAUUAUGUGAAUAAUACCUCUGAUGAAGAAUAUGAUGAAGGACUUCCUGAUGAAGAGGAAGGGAUCACCUAUUAUAUCCGUUAUUGCCCUGAAGAUGACAGUUAUCUUGAAGGCAUGGACUGCAAUGGCGAGGAGUGUAUUCAACAUGAAGAGAACCAUAUAGAAACAGAUGAAUGUGUGGAAGCAGUGGAAGAUGAAUGGACAGAAUCCAAGAUACAGCAGCAGCACUGUAUUGAUACAGAGACAGAAGAAGAAAAUCAGAUGAAUGCAUUAGGGGAGGAUAGUUCUUUGGAGGUGCAUGACCAAGUUGGAGAAGCCCAUUUUAGUGAGAAUGAGGAGGGAUACCAGGACUAUUACUCCCCAGAGGCAAAUGGAAACUCACUUCCUCCAUCUCCAUUUCCUAUAAGGAAAGGUGAUGGAGAAACAGAAGAACCAGAGGAGGACAUUGAUCAGAUUGUGGCUGAAAUAAAAAUUAGUAUGAGCAUGAGCAGCAUCAAUAGCACAACAGACACAAGUCCAGAACAUAAUGUCACAGAAAACGUUGCAAAGGAUCUUAAGGAAAUAUGCCAAACAUUGGACUCUGGCCAUUGUGCUAGCAGGCAUAAUGGAAGACCCAAGUCAUUAAAUAUCCCCUCUGCCUCAAAGCCUGCCAUUGAACUGCAAAGGGGCUAUAAGGCAAAAGCUAGGACUCCAGAAGAAAGACAGAAGUGGGUGCCAGAACAGGUGUGUAACAGUGUGGAUCAGCCAAGGAAACAGCAACGUUCUGACCUCAAUGGACUUGUUGACAAUAACAAUGUUCAGGAGCAGACAAAGAAGGUGGCAUCAUUCCCAAGUUUUGUGGAUGUUCCUGGCCCUUGUGAGCCUGAAGACCUGAUUGAUGGAAUUAUCUUUGCUGCCAAUUUCUUGGGAUCCACACAGCUGCUGUCAGAACGCAACCCAUCCAAAAACAUCAGGAUGAUGCAGGCCCAAGAAGCUGUCAGCCGCGUCAAGAGGAUGCAAAAGGCUGCUAAAAUCAAGAAAAAAGCGAACUCUGAGGGAGAUUCACAAACAUUAACAGAAGUCGAUCUUUUCAUAUCAACACAGAGGAUUAAAGUAUUAAAUGCCGAUACCCAGGAAACAAUGAUGGACCAUGCACUACGGACAAUCUCUUACAUUGCAGACAUUGGCAACAUUGUUGUUUUAAUGGCCCGGCGUCGCAUGCCUAGAUCAGCCUCCCAGGACUGUAUAGAAACAACACCAGGAGCCCAGGAGGGAAAGAAACAGUAUAAGAUGAUAUGUCAUGUAUUUGAAUCUGAGGAUGCACAGCUUAUUGCUCAGUCCAUUGGCCAGGCAUUUAGUGUAGCCUAUCAGGAAUUUUUACGAGCAAAUGGCAUUAAUCCAGAAGACCUCAGUCAAAAAGAAUACAGUGACAUCAUCAAUACCCAAGAAAUGUACAAUGAUGACCUCAUUCACUUUUCAAAUUCUGCCAACUGUAAAGAGCUGCAAGUGGAAAAGCUCAAAGGUGAAAUCUUAGGCGUGGUAAUAGUGGAGUCUGGCUGGGGAUCUAUUCUACCUACUGUCAUUCUGGCAAAUAUGAUGAAUGGAGGCCCAGCAGCACGUUCUGGAAAGCUCAGUAUUGGCGAUCAAAUUAUGUCCAUCAAUGGGACGAGUUUAGUUGGUCUUCCUCUGGCAACUUGUCAAGGCAUUAUAAAGGGCCUAAAGAAUCAAACACAACUAAAACUGAACAUAGUGAGUUGUCCACCUGUCACUACUGUCCUCAUUAAACGACCUGACCUUAAAUACCAGCUGGGAUUCAGUGUACAGAAUGGAAUAAUCUGCAGCCUUAUGAGGGGUGGAAUAGCUGAGAGAGGUGGAGUCAGGGUUGGACACCGAAUCAUUGAGAUCAAUGGACAAAGUGUUGUUGCUACAGCCCAUGAAAAAAUUGUCCAAGCACUAUCCAAUUCCGUAGGAGAGAUUCACAUGAAGACUAUGCCAGCAGCAAUGUUUAGACUUCUUACUGGACAGGAAACUCCACUCUACAUAUAAAAAGAGGCAGCCAUUGCCAUCCAUAACACAUUUGCAGGCAAGAUCAAUAAAUCUGCACCUCAAAAAGACACCGUGCAUAUGUAUAUACAGUAUAUAUUUUUUUUUUCCAUUUCAAACAAGGAUGCAAGGAAUCUCCAUGGCUGAUUGGUACUGCCUUCCUCUCCCCUUGCUUUUGCCAAAGGCAAUAACCAGUUCCGAGCAAUUUCACCAUUACUGUCACUGAGUAAGACAGUUAAAACACUUUAAACAUCAUGACAAGUGAUAUUGAUGAUAUUUAUUUGUAAUGUUAAGUAGUGUUAACGUGUAUGUGUAGUACAUUAUAAUGGUGAGUGUGGGGAUGUGAGCCAAGUGAUGACGGAUUAACAAUGGACUUCAGAAACUUAAAACUAAAAAUACCGCUUCAUGUCCGCAUUGGAAACCGUGGUCUCAUGAUGGUUCCGUAAAACAAAGGCAUUGUGUACAUUCACUUAUUUAUAAUGUUUUAUACGAUCAUUAACAAAUUAAGAAAUAUAUAUACCAUCUUGUUUUCAUGUAUUGCUGUAUGUAAUACCUAACCACCACAACAUUUCACACAUAAGUGCUACAUAUUAUUUUCUAUUCCUUGUAUUGUACUUUCCAAGCAUUCAUACAUGGCAUCCUUUAAGAUGUUAUCAAUAAAAGAUGUUACUACUUGCAA